Molecule: messenger RNA, 572 nt
Organism: Moneuplotes crassus
Lineage: Eukaryota; Ciliophora; Spirotrichea; Euplotida; Euplotidae
Source: the annotation of a GenBank genome assembly
AAUUAGAAUUAAAUAAUUUAUCAAUAUGCAGCCUGCAGAUCUCAAACGUCCAGCUUCUUUGAAAGCUCCGCAUCCAAAUGAGGAAGAUCUCAAGUGGUUUGACUCUGACGACUGAGAUAUUGGCGAAGAUAUUUCAUCAGAAAUGAAAGUUAACCACGUUUACGACUCAAGCAAAGUAAUUCAUAUAAGAAAUAGUCUUAUCAUCUCAAAAGGAAGUCCUAAAAGAGCAUUUUGCAAUAGUUUAUCUCCAAAAUAUGGAACUAAUAGAGAAAAGGCUGAUAGCAUUGAAACCCCAUUUAAGCUAAAUCUUCACAAGUCAAAGACUAUUUAUGAGAAGAAGGAGACUAAGAAGCCAAGUUCUUGCAAAGGAUUCCAAGGUGAUUGGGAAAGCAACAGAAAGCCUUCCAUAGAAAUUUUGCUUAAAUUGCAAAAGAAGCUUGCUGAUAUGAAGAAACUAGACUUUAAGCAAACAGAAGAUAAGAUGACCCCUCCUAAAAUUAUUUCCGAAUAAUAAAAUUGAGAAAUCUUCAGCAAAAUAGGAUGAGUCAUCUACCAUAAUUUAAAUUAUCAGU